AUGGCGCAACCCCUAUACAACUUGUUGAAAAAAGACAGCCCUUGGAAAAGGGAGCUAGCAGAACAACAAUCUUUUGAUGGCCUGAAAACAUGUCUGAUGUCAGCACCACUCCUGUUACAACCAGACACUACAAAACAAUUCUAUGUGGAGUGCAACACAUUGGAUUAUGCUACAGGAGCAAUACUUUCCCAACAUAAUUCAGAAGGGAAACUAGCCCCAGUAGCUUACCUAUCAAAAUCCCUAUCUCUGGCUGAAAAGAACUAUGACAUUUUUGAUAAGGAAUUACUUGCAGUCAUCAGGGCAUUUAAAGAAUGGCACCACUUGCUAGACGGAUCUGAGUUACCAGUCCAAGUUCUUACAGAUCACAAGAAUUUGGAAUACUUUUCAACAUUGCAAUCCAUGAACAAACAGCAAAUCAGAUGGGCUAACUUCUUGGUUGACUACAAUUUCCAAAUCAUCUAUAGGCCUGGAGCACAGAAUAAGAAAGUGGAUAUCCUUUCAAGAUGCUAUGACUUAGUACCCCUCAAAGGGGGGGUAGAGAACCAAGUUCUCUUAAAACCAGAACUUAUUAUUGCAUCAAUCACCCCCAAUCAGGAAAUCAAUGACCUUAUUGGUGAAGCAAUUUACAAGGAUAGUUGUCUUCAGGAAAUUUUGCACAAGCUCCAGAACAAGGACAAGGUUGCAGAUUGGGGAUUAAAGGAAUGCUUACUAUGGUUCCAAGGGAAAAUAUUUGUGCCAAAGGAUGAAACCAUCAGGAACCUCAUAUUGGAAUCUAGACAUGAUGUGUUAUCUGCAGGACAUCCAGGACAAGCAAGGACAUUAGAGCUUGUUUCAAGGAACUACUAUUGGCCAUCUAUGAAAAAGAUUUUCAACUCCUAUGUUAGCCACUGCAAAACCUGCAUACAGUCAAAACCCACCAACCAAGUACCUGUUUCAAAAAUAGUCAAUUUCAUCCCUACACAAUCCACAGCAUCUGCCAUUGACAUUGCCAACCUAUUCAUGACAUACAUAUGGAAACUACACAGUCUACCCAAAGGUACAGUCUCCAAUAGAGGCCCCAACUUUGAUGCCAAGUUUAUAUGUCACCUAUAUAAAAGGCUAGAUAUCAAACCAUCAUUCCCAAAGCCUAUCACCUACAAACAGAUGGACAAACAGAAUGCAUACAAAGAGAGGUUGAAAUCUUUCUCUUUUGCUCUAAACAAUCUAAAACAAACUUCCACCAACAAAUCUCUGUUCCAAACACGCUAUGGGUACAAUCCAAGAUUCUCAGUUGGCCAGAAAUUGGAAGAAGUAGUUCCCAAUGCAGAUGAACAUGUGGAAUUCCUAGAGAAAGGUUAUGACAAAGUCAAAGCAGCCCUAUCCUUGUCACAGGAAAAGAUGAAACAUUUCUACAAUCAAAAACAUAGGGAAGAAGAGGAAAUCCAAGUAGGGGGCAAGGUCUGGCUGAGUCAUCAGAACAAAUCCACCAAUAGACCCUCCAUUAAACUCAGUCAUAAGAAAUUGGGCCCUUACCUAGUAGUAGAAAGAAUUGGAUCCCAUGCAUAUAAAUUGCAACUACCUCAUACCAUGCACAUACAUCCAGUGUUCCAUGUUAAUCUGCUCACUAAAUUUCAUCCAGAUCCCCAUGGAUGUGACCCUCCUCAACCAGCACCUAUUAUUACAGAAGAAGGUGAAGAGGAGUACAAAGUUGAAAAAGUCUUGGACAGCAAAUGGAAAGGACAGGGAAAGAACAGAAAACUGUGGUACUUGGUAAAAUGGAAAGGAUACAACAAAGGAAGUAACUCUUGGGAACCAGUAGACAAUGUUGUUAAUGCCAAGGAAGCAAUAGAAGAUUUCCACAAAGAACACCCUGAUGCAGUUGGAGCUUGA
This is a messenger RNA of Rhizoctonia solani, 1869 nucleotides long. RefSeq names its product Retrotransposable element Tf2 protein. The record is from RefSeq and is a predicted model, not a curated record. Gene Ontology annotation, molecular function: nucleic acid binding. The transcript is spliced from 3 exons. The coding region runs from base 1 to 1869 and encodes 622 amino acids. Lineage: Eukaryota; Fungi; Basidiomycota; Agaricomycetes; Cantharellales; Ceratobasidiaceae.